AUGGCUGAAAGAUCACUACCGGCAGGCUACAUUCUCGCCGAGGGCUUUCCCUCCGUAGAGGACUAUGUCCACUUACGCACAGCGUCUGGCCUUACACCUAAAAAUGCAGAACAAGCCAGCGCGGCGAUUAGAGGCAGCUGGUACGGAGUGUACGCAGCCGAGGAGUCAUCGCCCAGCAAAGCCGUUGCGAUGGGCCGAAUCAUCGGGGACGGGGGUUGGUAUUUCCUGAUUGCGGACAUGGCGACGCUGCCAGAGCAUCAGCGAAAGGGUUUGGCGGACGCUAUUUUGAAGAAACUAGUCGCGAGGGUCAAGAGUCAUGCGGCAAAGGGUUUGGCGUAUGUCACUUUAGGCGCGGACGUGCCAGGUCGGAGGCUGUACGAGAAGAACGGGUUCGAGGAUACUAUGCCUACGACAAUGGGGAUGAGCUUGUGCAUCGCAGACGCUGGACAAUAA
Molecule: messenger RNA, 453 nt
Organism: Truncatella angustata
Lineage: Eukaryota; Fungi; Ascomycota; Sordariomycetes; Amphisphaeriales; Sporocadaceae
Exons: 1
Coding region: 1-453 (150 amino acids)
Molecular function (GO): acyltransferase activity, transferring groups other than amino-acyl groups
Source: RefSeq, a predicted model, not a curated record